Molecule: messenger RNA, 1515 nt
Organism: Drosophila busckii
Lineage: Eukaryota; Metazoa; Arthropoda; Insecta; Diptera; Drosophilidae
Product: protein mono-ADP-ribosyltransferase Parp16-like
Exons: 2
Coding region: 146-1366 (406 amino acids)
Biological process (GO): endoplasmic reticulum unfolded protein response
Cellular component (GO): membrane; nuclear envelope; endoplasmic reticulum tubular network
Molecular function (GO): protein serine/threonine kinase activator activity; kinase binding
Source: RefSeq, a predicted model, not a curated record
AUAUGCAUACAAAUUUCAAACUCAUACACACACACACACACACACAAAAUAUUAAAAACAAACCAAAAAAAGUAAAAACUAGCAAGAAAGCAAAUCGUGUAAAAGACGCCUAAUAAGAAGAAGCAGAAGCAGAAGCAGAAGCGAUAUGAGCGGAGAUCGGGAAAACCAUCAGUUGUCGCCAAAUGGCAGCGCCAGCUGCAGCUGCGGACUGCGCGGACGCAUUUGCGCGUGCACGCCACGCACCGAUAUCGAUAGCAUGGUAAUCGAUGCGCUGAACGAAUCGCGACGCCUGCGCGCCAGCGAUGAGUUGCGCGAACAGCUGGAGACAGAUCUGCUCGCCGUGGACUGCAAGUGGGUGCUGUUCGGCAUGGCGCUGCAGAGCUAUCGCUACGAGCAGCUGCUGGCGCCGUAUCCGCCGGCGUAUCGCACGCCAGCCGGUGGACAUAACAUAAAUGCGCUGUCGCUGGUCUGGGGCACAAUGCCGGAAUUUACGGUGGUGCAGCGACGCUUGCAGCACAAUGCGCUGCCGCCGGAGCAGGUGGAGCUGCUGCAUUGGCUGCUGCUGCAAAGCGGCACGCCCAACUUGAGUUUGCUGUUGCGCCAGCAGCGGCUGCAGCUCUGGCAUCAGCUGCAGCAGCGACCACAGCCACGCCCACAGCUGGUGUUUCGUGUGGGCGGCGCGCUGACAACGCCGCUGCUUGCCAGCGAGUGUGUCUUCUAUAGCGGCGAUAUGGAGGAGCUAUAUGCGUUGAUCUCUGGACGCAGUCAGAAUGCAGAGCUGGAGUUUUACGAUGAGCUGGAGCUGGCCUGCCAAAUGGCCGAAUGGUGCCCGGGCUGGGGCUACUCGCUCUGCGGCUCGCUGCUGCGCUGCGUUGCAGUUUGCCAGCAGCCGUCGCAGCUGCACGCAGAGCAACCGCAGCUGCCACAAGUGCGCUACUUGCUGUUCUAUAGUUUAAACUUUAUGCAGCAUAUGCAACGUUUGCGACGUCGUCAAUGGAAGCUGCUGCAGCAGAAGCAACUACAACAGCAACAGCGACAGCAGCAACAGCAGCAGCAGCAGCAGCAACAGCCGCCGCCAACAGAACUGGAGGUGGACUUGGAGGAGCUUGAACAUGAGGAGUUCACAGACGAGCAGCUGCUAGAGCCGGAUGAGCUGCUCUUGGCGCCACAACAAUCCGUUUUAACACUUUGCGUGCGCUCAUCUAUUUCACGCUUGUUGCCGCUGCCGAGACUGAAGCAUUCGCGGCGGCGUCAUCUUUGCGUUGCCUUUGGUCUUCUCACAUUGGCAUCGUUGUCGCUGCUUUGCAAGAAUUUGCGUUUGGCUCAGCUGCCGAGCGCCCGCUGGGUCCAAUGUCUAUUUGGCUAAGCGCCCGCCAACCACCACCCACAACCCACCACCCACCACCCCCAGCCCAGGAACACACUCUCGUCUAUUUCUUUAAGUCUUUUCCAUUUAGCUAAACUAAACAAAUUCGUUGUCGCCAUGUUCUUGUCAUUGUCAUUAUUAAAAAGCAA